This is a messenger RNA of Penicillium verhagenii, 1626 nucleotides long. RefSeq lists its product as uncharacterized. The record is from RefSeq and is a predicted model, not a curated record. Gene Ontology annotation, biological process: transmembrane transport. Gene Ontology annotation, molecular function: sulfate transmembrane transporter activity. Bases 1 to 1626 code for a protein of 541 amino acids. NCBI's taxonomy places the organism in Eukaryota, Fungi, Ascomycota, Eurotiomycetes, Eurotiales, Aspergillaceae. Gene Ontology annotation, cellular component: membrane. The transcript has 5 exons.
AUGUCAAAAAGGGUCUUAUACAACACUUUCGAGGCAAAAGACUCCUCUGUUGCCCUCCUUCAACCCCCAUCCACGCCAGCCGAAUCCGAUUCAUACAGCCAAAGUGGGGCAAUAGCAUCAGGCGGCUCGGCGGAGUACUACUCGCCUGUACCAGGAUACGAGGGGAACCAUCGAUAUGACCCGAAAGCAACAUGGACAGCGAAAGAAGAGCAGAGACUUGUCCGGAGGCUUGACUACCGAAUCUGCUCUUGGGUCUGUCUGAUGUUUUUCGCUCUGCAGCUGGACCGCGGCAAUAUCUCCCAAGCUUUAUCUGACGGCAUGCUCGGUGAUCUGGGGCUAUCAACGAACCAAUAUAACUAUGGAAUGACAAUAUUCUAUUUCUGCUUCCUAUGCGCCGAGGUUCCCUCGCAAAUGCUCUCGAAGAGACUGGGCCCAGACCGGUGGAUUCCUAUACAGAUGGUCGUCUGGAGCGUUAUUGGGAUUUCUCAGGGAUUCGUGAGCGGGCGGAAGAGUUUCUUUGCGACGCGCGCUCUGCUGGGACUGGUUGAGGGCGGGUUUAUCCCCGAUGCGCUGCUUUAUUUGUCCUACUUCUAUACGAACAAGGAGCUUCCGAUGCGAGUCGCGCUGUUUUAUUGUUCUUCGAACGGUACAUAUAUUGUUGCGGCGUUUUUGGCUUUCGGGAUUCUUCAUAUGCGCGGGAUAGGCGGUUGGGAGGGCUGGAGGUGGCUGUUCGUGCUUGAGGGUACUGUCACGGCUAUUAUUGGUCUUAUCUCGUGGUUCUACUUGCCUCCUAGUCCCACGCAAACUGCAAGCUGGUUUCGUGGAAAGGAUGGUUGGUUUACGGAGAAAGAGGAGGUUAUUAUGGUCAACCGUGUCUUGCGUGAUGACCCAGGCAAGGGCGGAAUGCAUAAUAGACAAGGCUUGACAUUAAAGCUUUUAUGGGCCAGUCUGAUGGACUACGACCUUUGGCCUCUUUACUUUAUCAGCAUUACCAUGCUAAUCCCUACACACCCGCAAUCCGCAUACUUGACCCUAUUCUUGAAGUCUUUGGGCUUUGAUACUUUCCAAGUUAACCUGCUGACUAUCCCCGGAUACAUUUUGUUUCUGAUCCAACUAGUCCUCUGGUCCUGGGUAUCUGAACGAAUCAACAAUCGCAUGGCUAUUGUUCUUUACUAUUCGUUUUGGUGCAUUCCCCUUCUAUUGGCACUGGAAUUCCUUCCAUCAACUGCAAGCCCCUGGGCCUGGUACGCAAUCACCGUACUUAUAAUUGGGCAUCCAUACAUACAUUCCAUAAACGUGAGUCUGAUCUCACGUAACGCUGGAUCUGUACGCACGCGCACCGUUGGGAGUGCUGUGUACAAUAUGAUCUGUCAAGCCGGUGCCAUCAUUUCAUCCAAUGUCUACCGGGAUGAUGACAAACCUUACUAUAGGAGGGGGAAUAGGAUUCUUCUUACCGUCGUAGGUUGGAAUAUUGUGAUGACCAUCUUCAUCAAAUGCUAUUUCGUAUGGAGAAAUAGAACCCGCGAGCAGAUUUGGAAUUCCAUGAGCGCGGAGCAGAAGAAUCACUAUCUCAAAACGACAGAGGAAGAAGGUAACAAACGGUUAGAUUUCCGAUUCGCUCAUUAA